Oenanthe melanoleuca is the source of this 2242-nucleotide messenger RNA. Its product is annotated as protein CEPU-1. The coding region runs from base 322 to 1383 and encodes 353 amino acids. The transcript has 9 exons. Gene Ontology annotation, cellular component: neuron projection. Lineage: Eukaryota; Metazoa; Chordata; Aves; Passeriformes; Muscicapidae. The record is from RefSeq and is a predicted model, not a curated record.
GCGCGGGGGCGGCUGCGUGCGCGGCCGGCGGCGUGUUGCAGCCGGGCGGCGUGUGCGGGCCGGAGCGGCGGGCACGCAGCGCCUGUCCUCGCACCUGCAACCCCUUCCGACCCCCUUCCCCCCCCUUUUUUUUUCUUUUGGGUUUUGUCCCCCCCUCCCCCACCCUUCGGUGAUUUUUUCCUUUUUUUUUUUUUUUUUCCCUUCCUUUUUCCUUCCCCCCCUUCCCUCCCCCCCGUCCCUAUUCCUGCGCUUUGCUCCGGGAAAACGCUGGAUUUUAAACCUCUCCCCGCCCGGCAGUGAGUGGGGAAGGAGAAGGAAAACAUGGCCCAGGCCAAAAUGCACCACCCCGUCUCUUGGGUGAUCUUCGCCGGGAUGGCCGCGCUCCUCCUCUCCCAAGGAGUGCCCGUGCGCAGCGGAGAUGCCACCUUCCCCAAAGCCAUGGACAACGUGACAGUGCGGCAAGGGGAGAGCGCCACGCUCAGGUGCACCGUGGACAACCGGGUGACCCGAGUGGCCUGGCUGAACCGCAGCAGCAUCCUCUAUGCCGGCAAUGACAAGUGGUGCUUGGACCCUCGGGUGGUGCUCCUGGCCAACACCAAAACCCAGUACAGCAUCCAGAUCCACGAUGUGGAUGUGUACGAUGAGGGCCCCUACACCUGCUCCGUGCAGACAGACAAUCACCCUAAGACAUCGCGUGUCCAUCUCAUUGUGCAAGUGUCUCCAAAAAUCAUCGAUAUAUCUUCUGACAUCUCCAUCAACGAGGGUGGCAACGUCAGCCUCACCUGCAUAGCCACGGGCAGGCCAGACCCAACAAUUACCUGGAGACACAUCUCACCGAAAGCCGUGGGCUUCAUCAGCGAGGAUGAGUACCUGGAGAUCACGGGGAUCACGCGGGAGCAGUCGGGGGAGUACGAGUGCAGCGCCUCCAACGAUGUCUCAGCGCCCGUCGUCCAGCGAGUCAAAGUCACCGUCAACUACCCGCCGUACAUCUCGGAUGCGAAGAGCACCGGGGUGCCGGUGGGGCAGAAGGGCAUCCUGCUGUGCGAGGCCUCCGCUGUGCCCUCAGCUGAAUUCCAGUGGUACAAAGAUGACAAGAGACUGGCUGAAGGACAGAAAGGGCUGAAAGUGGAGAACAAAGCCUUCUUCUCCAGACUGACUUUCUUCAACGUCUCCGAGCAGGACUAUGGCAACUACACCUGUGUAGCCUCCAACCAGCUAGGGAACACCAACGCCAGCAUGAUACUCUAUGAAGAGACAACUACCGCUCUGACACCCUGGAAAGGCCCUGGAGCAGUGCAUGACGGGAACAGCGGCGCGUGGCGGCGAAGCGGCUCCGCGUGGCUGCUGCUCCUCCCGCUUGCCCACCUCGCCCGCCAGUUUUGACACCAGAGCCGGCCCGCGGAGUAGCGGCGGCGACAACCACGGCCAGCGAGUGCAAGCAGAAAGGAGAGGAAGAAAAGAAGAAGAAGAAGAAGAAGAAGAAGAAGAAGUGUUCACCGUUUCCGAAAAUAAUCAUAAGAAUUGAGAGAGUAUCCAGCCAGGCCACCUGGGGGAGGGGGAAAGAGGAAAAACACGCAAAAAAAAAAAAAAAAAUAAAUAAAACACAACACAACAGGAAUUUGGAAUGGAGAGAAAAGGGAAAAAAUUAAUAAUCCAAGGCUUCCUGCUGAAGAUGCAAUGCGAUUGAGUCUUUUUCUUUUCAACCUGGUUUUUUUUGUUUUUUUUUUUUUUUUUUUUUUUGUCCCCUGCCACUUUUUCCCCCUGUUUUCACCGUUCUCUGCCAUGGGCCAGUGUGGAGGAUGGAUGAGGCCAUCAGUGUGGCACUUGUCCCCUGCCCUGUCCUCUUCACCACCCCCGCCCGCCUGCUCCCUCCUGUGGGACCCUCCAUCAAGACACACCGGUUUUCUCCUUUGCCAAGAUAUCCCCAUCUUCUCAUGGACUGUGCCGCCAUUUGUGUUUCAGAAUAUAUACAUGUAUAUAUACAUAUAUAUAUAUAUAUAUAUAUCCAUGUAUACAUAUAUAUAUGUAUGUAUAGAUAUGUAGAUCUUCAACAGCUACCACACCACCACAAAAGGAAAGGGAGGAAGGAGACUGGCAUCGAGCCACACUUUCAUCAUACCAUCCGCGGACAUCGUGAAUGAUAAGGGAUUCUGAGUCAUGGUUAAUUUUAUCAAUUGUAUUUUCUGAUACGAGCCUAGAACUCUUAGUUCCUAAAAAACAGAAAUGCAAAAAAAAAAAACAA